Olea europaea var. sylvestris is the source of this 765-nucleotide messenger RNA. RefSeq lists its product as uncharacterized. NCBI's taxonomy places the organism in Eukaryota, Viridiplantae, Streptophyta, Magnoliopsida, Lamiales, Oleaceae. The record is from RefSeq and is a predicted model, not a curated record. The coding region runs from base 1 to 765 and encodes 254 amino acids. The transcript is spliced from 3 exons.
AUGGAGAAAGCAAUAUGUCAGUUGGCAGUUGUUUCUGUGGCACAUAAGAAUGUUAUGCUUAGUGAUUUAUUUAACAUGCUUGUUACUAUUGUGAAUUUGGUUGGUGCAUCAUGUAAACAUGUAGAUACUUUUCGAACAAGUUAUCAUUUUGAAAUUCUGGAGAGGCUUAAUAUUGAGAAACUUUUUGGUAGAACUGAUGUUCUUGAGAAUAUAUCAGAAGACGACAUAAGUUUAGAGCAAAAAUCAAUGGACGUAAGACAGAUGGACACAAUGCAAGAUUUUCAAUUUGUGUUCAGUCUUUAUUUUAUGUUUGAAAUUCUUGCAAUUACAGACGAUUUUUCACAAGCCUUCCAGAAAAAGCAUCAGGAUAUUCAGAAUGCUAUGAGGUUAUUGAAGUUGUAUAAGUACACAUUGCAGAACAUGAGAGACAAUGGUUGGUUUACUUUGUUGAGUAAGAUAAUUGAGUUUUGUGUUGAUAGACAUAUUUCAAUGACCAAUAUGGAUGAUAUUGUAGUAUUGAAAGGUCGACCUAGGGGUUUAACUCAGCAGGUGACUUAUUAUCAUCGCUUUUAUGUUGAUUUAUAUUGUUAUGUGAUAGAUUCAAUCUUGCAAGAGUUGAAUGAUCAUUUAAUCAAGAAUGAUCUGCGCAACAAAAUGGGAGAUGAAUUGUUGAAUGACAAUUUGGUGAUUUACGUGGAGAAAGAUCUUUUCAUUAAACUUGAGAAUGAGGCAAUAUUGCAACGUUAUCAAAAUAUGAGGCCUUGA